Molecule: messenger RNA, 2369 nt
Organism: Clupea harengus (Atlantic herring)
Lineage: Eukaryota; Metazoa; Chordata; Actinopteri; Clupeiformes; Clupeidae
Gene: hmx4
Product: H6 family homeobox 4
Biological process (GO): regulation of transcription by RNA polymerase II
Cellular component (GO): nucleus
Molecular function (GO): DNA-binding transcription factor activity, RNA polymerase II-specific; RNA polymerase II transcription regulatory region sequence-specific DNA binding
Source: RefSeq, a predicted model, not a curated record
UAAGAAACAGUCUCGUUCUUCCGGUUGGUGUAGUAACAGGGGGCCAGACGUGGCUGCAGUGUGCAUCUAGGAGAGAUGGUGCUUGAAGAACUGAGAGGCAAGAACUGAGCUAGCGCAUCGAAACCUCCCAAACAAAACAAAAACCCAUUGGUCUCCUAUAUCCACUGGAUAACUAUGAACAAAGAAGACGCACCAUGUUGUCGCCCUCCCUCUCUUAAAUUCACCAUCGAUCACAUUCUUAACCUUAAUAGCGUCGGGACCAAGUUUGACAGCUGUCACUCAAAAGUGCAGAGUGUACCAGUCUACGGGAAUGACUUCUCUCCCUGUAUUUUGGACCAUGGUGCCCAGCGCGCCGAAGAUUCUCGGAGCAUCACAUUCAGUGAAACAGGAGAAACCUGCACAGAAUCUUGUGACACAACCACGGCGGCACUUGACAAGGAGACAGGCGCGCUGAAAAGUCUGGACACAAGCUGUGAGAAUGCGGACAGCGAUGACGGCAGUAGCGUGCAACAUAAGGGGAAUAGUAAAAAAAGCAAAGUUAUGGCGAAAAAGAAAACGCGCACUAUUUUUUCCAAGAGACAGAUUUUCCAGUUGGAAUCUACCUUUGAUAUGAAACGUUAUCUGAGCAGUGCAGAGCGGGCAUGCCUCGCCAACUCGCUGCAGUUAACAGAAACUCAAGUGAAAAUUUGGUUCCAGAAUCGACGGAAUAAAUUAAAAAGACAGAUUUCCACAGAACUCGAAGGACCUAAUGUGGACUUUAGUGAUGCCGGGAAAACAGUAUCGCUCCCGACUUUCUACAAAGAGAACCAUAUACUUGGAAGAUGCUUGCUACCAAUGCCUCUACCCAUCAUGUAUCCUGGAGGUAGCACGCCUUACUUAUGCUUUUCAAACGCUACCAAAUAUUUUAGCUUUUUCGAUGGGGACGUAUGACCUCCUCGGGGUGGUGUCUGUGUAAAUGAGUCGCGCUCUUGAUGCCAGGUGCAUUCAAUAGAUCGCCCAACACACACACACACACACAGAGCAGAGGGAAAGAGAGAGACCGGCGUUCACCAUUGACCCCCUCGAUUUGUGCACUUGAUGUGCACGAAACGUGACAGGGUGGAUGAUAAUACUGGACGAUUGUGGAGGAACGUCCUUGCGAAGCACAUGGUUAUGCAACAUUUGUGUUAAUUAUUCGUGAACUAUCAGCAGUUUCAAUAUAACACUAUCCUACCAUGUUGUUGAAGGUUUUUAAUGCAAUCCGUUUUAUAAAGAAAUCACCAGUAAUCUUUUAUUUUCUACAGAUCAUCCUAUUUAUUUGGUCUGUAAUACACAUGAUACUAUAUAAUUUGCCAACUUUAUUAUUAUUAUUAUUAUUAUUAUUAUUAAUAUUAUUAUUAUUAUUACGCAGCCAAAGAUGGAUGAUCGUUGCAUGCAUUUGUAAGGAAUAUUGCUUUUCAAAUGAUUCAAUAUUCGAUGAAUGUAAUGGACAUUUGUAUUUCGGUUAUAACGCAUGUGUAUUACUUAAGCUACUUUUAGAGAUUAUAUCUCGUUUUACAUAAUUGCGCAAUAUGGCCGGGUAUCUUUAUUAAACGUCUUAUUUUCAAUAGUUUAUGUUACAGUUAUAUUGUAAUUAUUGUGUCCUGUGUUAUUUUCUUUGCUUGAAGCCAGAGUCUACUAUAAACUGGAGCUUACAGAAGCAGUUUAGAUAGAAAUUUACAAACCUCGAGAAGGGUGCACACGUGAAUCUGCUUAAAGGUAUUGAGAAAAAAAAUGUCUCCAGCCUUCAAAUAGCUUAUUCGUAGGACUAAUGGUUUAAUAGGCUGAGACAUACCUCUAUAACAAAACAAUACAACUUUCCUAAGUAUAAGCCCUUCACCUAAAUUUAAGAAACGCUCUGACAAUCGGCCGCAACCUAACUUUUCAUAAGGAUUGUACUCUCAAGCUGUUCACUGUACAAGUUGACUACCACGGCUCUGUUUAUUAGGUCAAAAUCGUUAACGUUAGGAAAAGGGGGUCAACUGCCUCGAUACUUACAUUGUGCUGAAAUUUACAAUUUAAUAAACAGCAGAUUUAUCAGUUAAAUGAGACCAAUCCGUUGCUCCUAGACAUGACCAAAACUUGAGAAUGUGCUCUUUCAUUUGUGACGCAAUCAUUGCAUUCACUGUUUAAGUCAACGAGGAGCACUUCUGGCUUGGGAUGGACGGACAGAUGGGGUAGCAAGGUUAUCCCCGUAUUCAGUCACACUCAACACACCCCUGGAGAGUAAGUCGGCCUAUCAUAUGCAUAUCCGUUACCAACUGAGAUGUUUUACGAACUAAAAAUGCAAGAAUAGAAAAUGAAUUCCGGCAUAAUAAUGAAUGUUACUUAAGCAAUAAAUAAGAUAAGAA